Paramecium sonneborni is the source of this 859-nucleotide messenger RNA. The record is from the annotation of a GenBank genome assembly. NCBI's taxonomy places the organism in Eukaryota, Ciliophora, Oligohymenophorea, Peniculida, Parameciidae.
AAAUAAAUGGAUUAUUAUAAAGUAUUAGAAUUGCCAAGAAGUGCAAAUGAAGCAGAAAUUAAGAAAGCAUAUAGAAAGUUAGCACUUAAAUGGCAUCCAGUAUUUAUAUAAAAAAUUGUUAAUAGGAUAAAAAUCCAGAUAAUAAAGAUAUUGCAACAAAAAAGUUUAAAGAAAUAGCAGAAGCUUAUGAAGUACUUUCAAAACCUGAGAAGAAAUCUCAUUAUGAUAAAUAUGGACAUCAAUAACCACCUUCGACUCCAAAUUAUUAAUAAUCUAACAAUUAUGGAAAUAAUCAAUAUUAACAAAACUUUAAUGAUUUUUAAGGAUUUUCUUCAGGAUUCUAAAAUGAAUUUAAUAAUUUCAAUAAUAGAUCUAAUAAAUAUACAGAAUAAUCUUUUGGAUUCCCUUAAUUUAAUAGAAUGCCAGAUUUGAAUAGAUUCUUUUUUGGUGAUAAUUUUGAUCCAUUUGAAGUUUUCUAGAACUUUUUCAAAAAUGAUCCAUUUUUUAAUUAAGACUUUUUUGGAAAUAAUUAAUAAUAAAAAACAAGUUUAACAAAAGCAAAUUCUUAUAAGAGUGACUUUGAUGAUGAUUUCUUCAAACCAGUUUACUAAAAUAGUUCUAAUUAAAAUAUUAAUUAGAUCAGAGGGUAAACUCAUAAAACAAUAUAAUCUACUACAACUACAAUGUAAAUUAAGAUAAUAAAUAAUUUAGGAAUGGUUAAACAGUUUAAAGAGUUAAAACAACAAUAAUUCAUCCAGAUGGAAGAAAAGAAAUAAAAGAAGAGAUAAAACCAUUAUCUUAGUUAUAAAAACAUAACAGUGCCAUUUACUGAUAAUAUUAUUAUAUAAUUGAAAAUAAG